CAGUCAUCGCCGAGUUACAAACAAAACACUUAUCAGACCUGCAGCACAACACUGGGAAUAUUGCUUUUUUUUUGUUGUGGUGUCUGACUGGCCAGGGCUCAUGAUGGCUCUGCUCAAAUCCGGCUGGCUCUGGAGACAGUCUUCUGUCCUCAAACGCUGGAAACUAAACUGGUGUGACCUGUGGAUCGAUGGAAGUUUUGUUUUUUACAAAAGUGAAUCCAGAAGAGACUACGAGACCAAAGUGAAUCUGAAGAGCAGCUGUGUGAAUGUGAGGUCUGGACUGGAGUGUGCAGGUGUAGGUCCACCCGAGAGUCACCCAAGGGAAAAUCUGCUGGUAGUUUAUCUGAGAGACGGCACUAUGCUGAGCCUGUGUGCCAACAGUGAAGACGAGGCACUGGCCUGGAAACUCACACUCAUGGAGGCAAAGAGAAAUCCUGUUUUCACAUAUAAUCCCUAUGAUGAUACUUACCAGACUGUUCCAAUUGACAGCCAUAAUGCAGUUUACAUCAUGCCAGGGACUCAGCAUGUGUGGGUGCACAGAGACUCUUAUGAGGACGGCUUUGGAGAGCAGAUUGCACUGGGUCUCCUGGCAGGAAUGGCCGCUGGUGCCGCGAUGCGUUCACUUCUGUGGAUGCCCUUCUGGUUCUGCUGAGGAGACGUCAAACCGCAGGAUCUGAGAACAGACAUCCGGAAAGCUCAGCGAUAGCAAAUGGUCCUUUUCCUGCAUAUAAAUAUGUAUAUAUGAGUAUAGCCAAAGCUGUUUUAAACGAAAUAUCGGAGUGUGUUUUUAUUGCUGCUUUAUUUCAUUGUUUACACAGUCCAAUUUUAGCUGCUUGGAUUUAUUGACACAGUUGAGAUACUUGGCGAAACAUCAAAAGAUCUUUCUGUAGCAUGUGUAGAAAAUACCUGCACAUAACAAUGAUUGUAUUUUCUUGCUGCUAUGAUUCUGUAUACUGUGAGAGAAAUUUUGACCUUUUCCACACAUUUCCCAUUUUCUCAAAAUUCUGAAUUUCUGUCUGACAAUUCAACAUAUUUUUCGUGCAAUACUUAAUUAGGCAUGGAACAAAAACCGGUUUCAAGGUAUACCGUGGUUUGGAAAAGUUAAGGUUUUAAAAACGCCAAAAUUUGUGCUAUACCGUUCCUAAGAUAUACAGUUAAAAGUCAGAAUUAUUAGCCCCCUGAAUUAUUAGCCCCCCUGUUUAAUUUUUUACCCAAUUUCUUUUUAACGGUGAGCAGACUUUUUCAACACAUUCCUAAACAUAAUAGUUUUAAUAACUUAUUUCUAAUAACUGAUUUAUUUUAUCUUUACCACGAUGACACUAAAUAAUAUUUGACUAGAUAUUACUAGAUUUUAAGACACUUCUAUACAGCUUAAAGUGACAUUUAAAGGCUUAACUAGGUUAAUUAGAUUAACUAGGCAGGUUAGGGUAAUUAGGGAAGUUAUUGUAUAAUGAUGGUUUGUUCUGUAGACUAUCGGAAAACAAUUUGUUUAAAGGAGUUAAUAAUUUUGUCCCCAAAAUGUUUUUUAAAAAAUGUAAAACUGCUUUUAUUCUAGCCGAAAUAAAAGAAAUAAGACUGACUGAAUAAUUCUGACUUCAACUGUAUGUAAGAUUUUUUAUUUAUAUAUACAGUAUAUAUUUUUUUGGUUUCUUAGGACAACAGUAUCUCCAGAAGAAAAGAUAUCCAAAUAUGCUAUUUUAAAUGGUACAGAAAUUAGUGUUAUUGAAACAAAUGAAGACAGCAAAAAUUACCAACAUGUUUACUGCGCCAAAAUAUUUUAAAUGUUUCUCAAAAUAAAAUAUAUUGUGUUAAAAACUUAAAAUUGUGUAGAAAAUAAGAGGUUAAGAGGUAAUUGUCAUAUAAAAAAUAAUUAAAUCUCUCUUUCUUUACAUAUAUAUAUACAAACACACACACACACACACACAUAUAUACAUACACUUAGGUAUGUGUGUGUGUGUAUGUAUAUUUAUAUAUAUAUGGAUAUACAUUCAAAACUGAUACCAGAACUGGGCGGAAAAGAAAUGUGAAAAUUUCUUUCUUUUUUUAUUUCUGUGUCUGAAAAGGGCUUCGGUAUGCUUUGUUUAUAAUGUUUAUAAUGUCUAUACAGUAUAUAGUGUUUGCUUCAGAUUUUUUUUUUUUUUUUUUGGAUGAUAAAAAUUUUCCUUUCUUUAUAUCUUUAUAGCACAUUUAUUUAUCAAACUAUAUCUGAUUACCCUAAUUUAUUAUGUUGUGCACCAUGAGGUUUGUAAGCACAAGUCAGACCGUUGAUUGCUCUUAAACCCUCGUAAUGAUGCUGUGAUUUAUUUUUAGCUGCUGCCAAAAGCCAAAUAUAUUUUCAUUAAGCAAAUCAAGGUUUGUGAAAUGCAUCUGAAAUGAACUGAAAUGGCCAGAGCAGUAUUUGGAUCUGAUAUUUCCAAAUAUAAAUUCUAUAUUUUUUUGUGAGAAAUAAAAAAGCUGCUGCUAUACAGAAACAUUAAA
Danio rerio (zebrafish) is the source of this 2478-nucleotide messenger RNA. The record is from RefSeq and is a predicted model, not a curated record. NCBI's taxonomy places the organism in Eukaryota, Metazoa, Chordata, Actinopteri, Cypriniformes, Danionidae.